AUCGGGCCUGAACCGACCCGUGAACGAGCCGGACACGGCGAGGACCCGUGAGACGGAGGACCAGACCGGCAAGUAAAACCAAAGCGGCGCACCGCGCACGCGACGCCUGAAGCGAGGAGAGGAGAGAGGGAGCCGGUGAAGCGCGCGGCGAGCGGAGGCAGAGGGAGGGGCGCCGCGUUCGCCCGGUGGGAGAAGCGAUGUCGUCCAUCGGCUCCUCCAACAUCGGCUUCCAGCUGCUGAAGAAGUCCGGGUGGAAGGAGGGCACCGGCCUCGGUGCGCAGGAGCAGGGGCGGUUGGAGCCAGUAGAGACUCGUGUCAAGAAUAACAAGCGUGGUUUAGGUUCCAAAGAACCAAAGCCCAAGGCUGAGGAUGAUGUUGAAACGGCUCCUAGUAAAAGGCCCAAGCAGAACCCGCCGUCAACGAAGAAGGCAAAGCUGGCCGCAAAGAGGAUACGAAAGAUGCAGGAAGAGGAGAAGAGAGCACAAGAGAAGGAAUUCGAAAUUGCUUUCUUCAGGGAAUUUUGGCCUGAUAACGUGUAAACCACAAACCUGGCGGCGUUGCAACUGUUGGCAUCGGCUGAUAAUGCCAUUGUAUAGCUUAUCGAUGCUUCUGCAACUUGCACCUACUGUUCACUGUUUCUAUCUUGUUCUGGCCCGAGUGUUACAUUGAUAGAGAUAUGUUGUAACAAAUGUUCUUUGAUUGAAGAAAAUGCGACUUGGGUUC
This is a messenger RNA of Hordeum vulgare subsp. vulgare (domesticated barley), 723 nucleotides long. Its product is annotated as G patch domain-containing protein 11-like. Bases 198 to 539 code for a protein of 113 amino acids. Gene Ontology annotation, molecular function: nucleic acid binding. The transcript has 4 exons. The record is from RefSeq and is a predicted model, not a curated record. Lineage: Eukaryota; Viridiplantae; Streptophyta; Magnoliopsida; Poales; Poaceae.